AUGGGGCUUUACACAUGGGGACGAUCAGAGCUGUUUAAAUUUGGUCAACCCAUUUGCUGCAAUUCUCAGCUUGCGCUGAUCGACCAUCAUUCGAUGGACCAGAACUUAGAAGUUCGUCUCCGCUCUAUGUGUCAGCGGCGUGCUAUCGCAAUUCGCUCUCUGGGAAAAAUUGCUUGCCGCUGGAAAUUAACAAAUUCAGAGGAGUGGUGGAGAGAAGUGGAGUGUUUCGACAGCGAUUUACUUACGGGUGUCACAGCACCUGCCCUGGAAGACCCACUCAGCUCUAUUCUUUCCCUGCUGAGUAUUCUCUGUCCCAGUAGAUUUCCAAAGCAGCCGGACUGUGGCCUGGUGCUCCCCGACACGUGUGCACGGGUGUACGAGCACGAUAACGAGAUCAGGAAGGUCGCUGACACCGUGAUUCAGUCUGGAUCGCUGGUCGAUGUGCUUGGCAUCUGUGAAAUUGGGCGCGGCACAGCCGUGCGUCGUUCCUAA
Molecule: messenger RNA, 492 nt
Organism: Peronospora matthiolae
Lineage: Eukaryota; Oomycota; Peronosporomycetes; Peronosporales; Peronosporaceae
Source: the annotation of a GenBank genome assembly